This is a messenger RNA of Oryza brachyantha (malo sina), 583 nucleotides long. RefSeq lists its product as uncharacterized. Bases 46 to 351 code for a protein of 101 amino acids. The transcript has a single exon. NCBI's taxonomy places the organism in Eukaryota, Viridiplantae, Streptophyta, Magnoliopsida, Poales, Poaceae. The record is from RefSeq and is a predicted model, not a curated record.
UUCUGCUCUCCAUUUUAAAUUCCUGAUAGAUCGUCGAAUCGAUCGAUGGCCGGCGCCACUUCUCCUAGGGCGGUCGCCGUCGCCGCCUGCGUCGUCGUGCUGAUCCUCCUGUCCUCCGCCGUGGAGCCGCUGCAGGCCACGGCGGCGGCGCCGAAGACGAAGCCGUUCCCGUGCAGCAAGUGCGACCACGCGUGCAAGAAGUCGUGCAAGGGCAACGGCCGCGACACCUCGUGCAGCGCCCCCUGCGGCGACCCCUCCAACAAGGCCGGGUGCAAGAGCUGCUUGAAGGCCUACUACGUGAAAUGCCUCAACUACUGUGGCCAGGGCUGCCGCGCCGUCUGCAUCAAUUAAAUCAAUCGGCAUCUAGCUAGUAAUAAUCCCUGCGUACGUGUUGAUGUCAUUGUGAUCUACUGCGACUUGUAGACGAGCAGGUUAACAGUAACAGAUCAGUGUUAGUGUGUUACUGCGUGUGAUUAAAUAAGCGAGGCUAUGUCAACUCCAUCUUUGGAAUAUGCUUAUAUUUAUAAGCUUAAAUUUAAAAUUUUAAGUUAGAGUUGAUUCUGGUUUUUUUAUCGUAUUUUAU